This is a messenger RNA of Durusdinium trenchii, 2142 nucleotides long. The record is from the annotation of a GenBank genome assembly. Lineage: Eukaryota; Dinophyceae; Suessiales; Symbiodiniaceae.
AUGGUCGCUUUCUUUGUGCCUUUCGUGUCCCUCCUGCUGCUGCUUUCGCCGGCGCGUGCGGACCAAACCGACCCCUCGCCAAUGGUGAUCCGCUUGCAGCGCGUCCCGGGCAAUGGCACCCACUUCUAUGUGGGGAGGUUGUCCGUGGGCUCUCCGAAGCAAACCUUCUCGGUGCUCUUUGACACGGCCUCGGGGCAUGUACUUUUGCCUCACAGUUCCUGCAUGAGCAAGGCCUGUCAGAAGCACAAGCAGUUCUUCCCCUAUAAGUCCAAGACCUCCUUGGACGUGAACUCCAACGGCCUCCCUGUGCAGCCAGAGCACAAGCUGGCCUUGGGCAAGGUGAAGCGGGACGCCGUGAGCCUCGACUUCGCGCAGGCGGACCUGGGUGAAGGCUCCGCCAAGGCUGUCCUGGUGAAGGACCGAGUCUGCAUCGGCAGUGAAGUCGCACCCCUCUGCACCGAGGUCGAUGUCAUGGCCGCGGUGGAGAUGCAGCACCGUCUCUUCGAGGAGAUGCCCUACGACGGCCUCGUGGGCCUGGGCAUGGGAGGCCUCUCUGCAGAAGCCGGUUCCGACUUCUUCUCGCGCUUGGUGGCCAGCAAUCCAACUCUGGUGCCUCAACUGGGGAUGUCCCUGGGCGCGCAGAGUGGCGAGCUCUAUGUGGGACACCAGGAGGCCUCCCGGAUGUCCAAGGAGCUCACGUGGUUUCCCGUGCUGCAUCCCGAGGAUGGCUUUUGGGAAGUGGCUGUGAAGCAGAUCCGCCUGGGCAACCGAACACUGGACAGUUGCCAAAGCGGCUGCCGUGGAGUCAUCGACACCGGUGCCUCCAGGUUGGGCGUCCAGAAGGACAGCUUCGAAGUCCUUCGCAGCGCCUUAGCCACUGCAACUCCGCUCGUGGGCGGCGGUUGCCAGGGCGAGGACCUCCUCUUCGACCUCGGUGAGAUGACCCUGAAGCUUCGUGUGGAGGACUACGCGGCAGGGCCCAGCUGCGCUCCGCAGCUGGGCUCCUUGGAUCUGGAUCCCAAGGAGGGCUUCGCCGGCGUCUACGCCUUUGGCGAGGCCAUGCUUCGGCAGUACUACACGGCGCUCGACUGGACCCAGCGCCGCAUUGGUUUCGCCCCCGCAGCGCCCCGCCGCGUGCCGCUGUCGCGAGGAGGAUCACCCGCACCCGGUCGGAACGUUCACAAGCAACGGCAGCGAGAAAAAGCUGAGGGCUUGCAGAGUGGAAGGUGCUUGGCGGCUGGCGGAGGAGCCCUGCGGUCCAAGCCGGUGGCCUCAUGGAAGACCUCCUGGGAAGGCUGGCCUGCUCCAAUGGACCUCUCUUCAGCACGGAAACUGGCUUCGUCGCUGGGCGCCACCUCUAGUGCUCGAAGAGCUUCCGGCAGGGUGUUGCAGGCCGCCGCGCGCGCGCUGGUCGAGGCACAGGAACAUCUGGGAGCCGCACAGCUGCUCCUGGAGCUCCGGGAUUUCGGCGUCGAGCGCGAGGUGCUGGACCGGCGCCUCACCCCUUCAGAGGCGGAGCAGCUCUUCGACGAGGCGGCCGUGCGUUUGGGCCAUGCCUAUUUGAAUGCCAACCUUUGGGGCAACGCCUGGGAGGCGUUGAUCGCCGCGUGCGCCCAGCCGCGCUUGUCCCAGCCGCUGGCCUCCUGGGCGCUGUCGGGCCUGGCCUCCGCGGCGGAGCGCGGCUGUAAAGCGGCGACGGAGCCCCUGCGGCAGGUGGAGCUGCUGCAAGGAGCUCUGGAUGCCGAGGCGGUGUGGGGCGCGUUGCCCCGCGAGCGGCGCGAGGGCUUGGAAAUCUAUAUGGCCCUCUCUUUGGAGAAGAUCGGGCGUGUGAAGGAGAGCAAGGCACUCCUCACGCGGAUCGCACAGCAGGGCAGCGCCGAGCGGAGGCAGCAGGCCGAGUGGGCCUUGCUGGUCCAGGACGCGGAGUCGCCCACGGCGACGGCCGAGGGUCGAGAGAUGCGGCAGAUCUGGGACCAGGUGGCGCCAACCACCUCGACGUCGUUGCGGAGUGGCCGCACGGGUGCGGCCAUGGGUGGCCAGGGCCGCCGCAAAGCUGACGGUUUGGACGGGGCUUGGCCAGUCCUUGCGAUGUUGCUGUUGGCGCUGCCGCUAGCGGUCCCUUUGCUUCUGAUUGGCCGCUGA